GACCUUCUCAAGGAGUGGAAGGACAAGUGCACGAACGCCACCAACACUCCAUUUCCGAACGAGGAGCUGUGCAAGCAGAAGCUCUGCCAAUACCACGACAAGAAGAUCUCCUGCGACCUGACACAGGGUACCUUCGAACAAAAGUCGUGCGAUCUCCACAAGGAGUACACUUGCAGCAAGUAUUCCGACUGCUACGCUGGCAAGAAGGACAUUUAUGACAACGUCGUGUCCCUGGCCAAGGAGAACGAG
Symbiodinium pilosum is the source of this 249-nucleotide messenger RNA. NCBI's taxonomy places the organism in Eukaryota, Dinophyceae, Suessiales, Symbiodiniaceae. The record is from the annotation of a GenBank genome assembly.